GGGGGGCGCUUUUCGUACCUUCGAAAAGAUGUCUGAAAAUGAGCGGAGGGUAGCCCGUCGAGUGCGUAUCAGGACAGUACAAUCGUCAAAAUUUGGCUUCGAAUAUCUCGUUAAAUGCGUAACUUUUUGCACCAUUGUCUUCUGGAAUAUAUCAAGCAGAGUCUGGACUAUCAUACUGUGAAUUUUCAUGACGCGCUUUGGACGAAUUCAUGGUUUAAAUUAAGCAAGGCAUUGUUCGUGCGUCUUUGUUCGGACAGAUAUUUUCGAAAAGCCUUGCUAUGUGCUGUAUGUAUGAGAGCACAAGUGAUUUGAGCUAAGCUGUGUGUUCAACGGGACAUAACCGUGUCUUCUCCGCUCCCCGCCUACAACACUGCAUAUAGCAUGGAGCGUGCGUACAACUGGCUCAGCUCAGCAGCCGAUUGCAGCUAGAACAGGUCUGGUGAAAGGCAAUAGACAUGUGAUUCAUGUGUUUCUUCUGUGCAAUAGCUUCAACUCAUUCAAUUUACCCUAAGCUGACAUGCCAAAGUGAGCUUUCAUGAGACCUUUACUGAUAAAACCUAGGACAAUGCCCGCUCUAAAUUUUGAUGUGAAGACGUUCUGUCACAAUCUUCGGGCAACCAAGCCUCCUUAUGAGUGCCCAGUUAAUGAUUGUGGCAAAGUCUACAAAUCUCUAAAUGGAAUAGAAUUUCACCUGUUUCACUAUGACCAUGACAAUCCUAAUGGUAAUGGCUAUGCAACACCUGUCAAGAAAGGUGGCUGGAGAAAAUCAAGAGUGAAUAACCGGCCAAAUCAGCGUGCUCCAUCACCCCAGUUGAUUCGUUCUCCGGCCAGAGAGGGCCUCACCUAUGCCCAGGCCCAACGCCUUGUGGAGGUCGACCUGGAUGGACAGACAAUGAGGCUUAAUAUUUAUGAAAACAUUGAUGUAAUGACAGAAGACGAGUUUGAGAGUGAGACGAGUGAAGAGGAAAAGAUUGAGAAGGCCCCAGUAAAUAAAGGAACUAAAGCUGUGGACCAAGGACAGAAGCCUCAGAAAGAGAAGCCAGCCGUUGGUGCUUCACUCAAGUUACCUGAGGCUUCUUUCACAGUUUUGACUGAUUAUGAGGAGCCCCCUGAUAUUCCUAACAGACCAAAUUCUUACUUCAGGUACAUUGAAAAGACAGCUGAGGAGCUGGAUGAUGAUGUUGAGUAUGACAUGGAUGAAGAAGACUAUGUAUGGCUAGAUGUAAUCAAUAAAAAGAGAGAAAGUGCAAACAUGAAUCCAGUUCCACAAGAGAUAUUUGAGUUGUUGAUGGACAGACUGGAGAAAGAGUCACAUUUUCAGAGUCAAUCUUCUGGGAAACCAGACAAUCAUCAGUUCAUUGACGAAGAUGCAGUUUGUUGCAUAUGCAAUGAUGGAGAAUGCCAAAACAGUAAUGUUAUAUUAUUCUGUGAUAUGUGUAAUCUAGCCGUGCACCAAGAAUGCUAUGGGGUGCCGUACAUUCCAGAGGGGCAAUGGUUGUGCCGUCGCUGCCUCCAAUCGCCCUCCAGAGCAGUUGACUGUGCCCUUUGUCCAAAUAAAGGUGGGGCCUUUAAGCAAACUGAUGAUGGGAGGUGGGCCCAUGUCGUGUGUGCUUUGUGGAUCCCAGAAGUAGGUUUUGCCAACACAGUAUUCCUUGAGCCUAUAGACAGUAUAGCCCAUAUUCCUCCAGCCAGAUGGAAACUGACAUGUUAUAUCUGCAAGCAGCGAGGUGUGGGGGCUUGCAUUCAGUGUCACAAAACAAACUGCUACACAGCUUUCCAUGUCACAUGUGCCCAACAGGCUACCCUUUUCAUGAAAAUGGAACCAAUUCGAGAAACGGGUAUCAAUGGGACGUCCAUUAGCAUCCGAAAGACUGCAUUCUGUGACAUUCAUACUCCAGCUGAAGCAGAGAAGAAACCCCUUAUGAAGAAUGACAAGGUGAUCGAGAUGGAUGCUGCUGAGAAGGGCUGGUCAGCAAAGAAGGCCAAGGCAAUAUCCAGGAAAAACAUGAGGAAAGCUCGUAAGAUUCUAGCCGAAAAGAGAGCAGCCGUGCCAGUGGUAUCCAUUCCAUGCAUUCCACAACAAAGGAUAUCCAAGAUACUAAAAAAGGUAUCUCUGCAGAAGAAACAGCACUUCAUGCAAAGACUUGUCAGCUAUUGGACACUCAAACGACAGUCUCGGCAUGGGGUGCCUCUACUGAGGCGAUUGCAAGCGCACCACCAAUCACAGCGCAACAAGGAUUCGGUUAGUCGUGAGAGCCAGAAGGCUAACAGACUCAAAGAGCAGCUGAAGUACUGGCAGAGGUUACGGCAUGACUUGGAACGUGCAAGGCUACUGGUGGAACUCAUACGCAAGAGAGAAAAGUUGAAGAGAGAGCAGCUCAAACUGAGCCAGAAGGCAACUGAUAUGCAGCUACAGCCAUUCAACAUCUUGCUCCAGAGAACACUAGCCAAACUAGAGGAAAAGGACCCCUUGAACAUCUUUUCAGAACCUGUGUCUGUUGAGGAGGCUCCUGACUAUUAUGAAGUCAUCAAGAAACCUAUGGACUUCUCUACCAUGAGUAAUAAAGUGGAGGGUCACAAGUACAAGGGGCUGGACCAGAUGGAAGAGGACUUCAACCAAAUGAUAGAGAAUUGUAUGAACUACAAUAGUAAGGACACCAAGUACUACAGGGCAGCUGUCAAGAUCAGAGAUCUGGGAGGUGCUAUUCUUAGACAUGCAAAGAGGCAAUCAGAGAAGGCAGGCUAUGAUCCUGAGACAGGACUACAUCUAGAGAAAGCUCCUAACUAUGAAGAAACACAAAUCAAACUAGGAGACAUUGACUCAGUACUUCAAGCAGAGAAUAGAGCAGAUAUGACGUUGGAGGACCAAUUACAUGAACUCCUUGAGAAGCUGGAUGCGACUUGUGGCAUCAAGCAUAGUGCUGCACGCUCCAAACGUUCAAAGCAGCUGAAGCGGGAGAUAAACGUUAUUCGACGGCGACUGGCCAUUCAGAAAGGCAAAGACAAACAACAGAAUGGUGGAGAUGCCAGUUCUCACAAUGUUGAAUUGACUACUGAGGAUUCUUCAUCAAGUGAAUCAAGUGAAAUCACAUCCCAGAGUGACUCAGCCCCACCAAAGCUUUCACCAGCUAGGCCUCUGCCUAUAACAAGUCGAAGCAGGUCAUCUCCAUCCAGACCCUCUCCAGGAAAAGCCAUGGGCUCUCCAGGUAGAGGGCGAGGAAGAGGGAGGGGACGUGGCCGAUCUGUACGAACUAUGUCUGAUCCUCAGCCUGGUGCUUCUGUGGAUUCCAUUCCCACCCUUUCAGCAAAUGAUACCGCAGAAACCCCAAAGACAAAGAGUCCAACACAGGCAGAUAAGACUGCAUCUCCUUCUGGCGUUGGUAGGAGAACAUCAGUACUGUUCAGUAGUAAAGGAGGAAAGCAGGGCAAUCCGAGCCCCAGGAAACCUGGCAGACCUCCAAAGAGGUCAUUAUCAGUAGAUCAAUCAAGUUCACCCAAUAAACCUGCACAUCGGGUCAGCCAGAGUGGAAGCCUUCAUGUAGAAACUGAAUACGAAGGCAACGUCCCAGCCCCCAACAAUGACUCUGGUGCAAGCCCUCCUGCUAAGCGAGCUCGUAGUGUGAGCAUGAGCACAAUUGGACAGCGUAGCCCAAGUAGGAGGAUGACAUCCCCAUCAAAGGACCUUCCAAAUGGUUUUGAGAGUGGAACCCCGAACAAUGAAAGCUUUUCUAAAUACCGUUCAGGCCAUGUACGACCAAGGACCAGUUCCGAAUCAGACAGCAGCAGUUCAUCUACAAGCACUUCCAAUGAAUCCAUAUCGGAGAUGAGCUCAUCCAUGGGGGAGAACGGAGGACCAGGUGGGCGUAGCCUGCUUCAGGCUAACAGGAAUCCAUUCACUGAUGACAGCAGUGGAGACACUUCUUGUGGAGAGAGUACCAGUACUACCAGCAGACCCAUUCCUACAGGUGCGACUGGGCCUGUGCUCAGGGACAGGAGAGGCAAGCUAAGGAGCCACCACUGGGGUUCUGAUGAAGAGGAGAUCCCACUCAAUCCAUUGGACAUGGUCUGGGCCAAGUGCAGAGGCUAUCCAUCCUAUCCUGCUUUGAUUAUCGACCCCAAGAUGCCACGGUCUGGAACGUUCCACAACGGCGUGCCCAUCCCAGUGCCCACCACGGAGGUGCUCAACCAACGUCUCAACUCGGAUGACAUGCUCUAUCUCGUUCUUUUCUUUGACAACAAACGCACAUGGCAAUGGCUUCCAAGGACCAAACUGGAACCCCUCGGUGUUGACUCUGGCUUGGACAAUGUCAAGCUCAUGGAGGGACGCAAGUCAACUGUCCGCAAGAACGUGCAAAUUGCAUACGAUCGUGCUCUCCAUCACCGACGCAGAGUGACAGGCGAGGGCACUGAACCAUUUACAAGCGAUACAAGCGAGGCCCAUGAUACUGCAUGAGGCUCGAUGUGUUUGUCUUUCUCGUUUUCAUUUUUUCACUCAUUUUCUCUUCAUCUAUUGUGUUCUGUUUGCACUACUUUAUUGUCUGUGUAUUUCUCAUACAUUAUCUCUCCAACUCCUGACCUCACUCAUACAUUUCUUAAUUUUUCCUCAUUUUCCAUCAUUUUCUCUUGUGCACUUCUGUUUAAUGCAUUUUUAAUGUGUGGUGAUAAAAUACAACUGGAAUCAAUUUGGUUGGUGUAUUAUAUAGAGACUCUAAGAGGAAGAAAUUAUAUUAAGUUUUAACAGUACAUGAAUGUAGCACUACUUCAACAUGUUCAUCAUUUUCUUUUCCAUAAUCAUUCUUUGAACCAUUUUUUGUCAAUUAAAGAUUAUCAAUAACUUUAGGGACUUACUCAAUCUAACAGGAUGACACUUAUCAGAUAAGUGCAUGUAUCACUCUUCACUUAAGAAAUAUAACAAUGUUUUAACUUAUCUUAUGUAUACAAUUUGUAUUUGAGGAGCCAAGAUUGGAAUAAGGAUUUUAAUAUUCUUUGUGAUUGAUGGUGCAAACCUAUGUCAAAUGCUAUCAAGGACAGAGAAUUCAGAUUUUACAUUACUCUUAUUAUGACAUCAUUCAAUUUUGCCCCCGAGGCAUCUAAAUUUUGUCUUGUUAGGGGACUGGUCAACUAAGCUCAGCAUCUUUUUUGUGUACAUGGCAUCAAAUUAUAUGUUGGUGAAGCAAGGAAUUUGCUCUGUAAUACAAUAACCUUUGGACCGUUCAAAUAAAAAAAAAGAGAAAUAAGCACAAAAUAAUUUUCUGGAGUUGGACAGAAUACUCAAGAUAUAUCAUAGCAUGACAGGGCAUUGAAUGUGAUGUCUUAAUCAAAUAAUUAAAACUUUGAUUCGAGAGUUGAUAAUAUGACGUACAAAAAUAACUUUAGUGUUUUGUCUCGUAUUUGAACGCAAGAAAUGUGGUUAAGCUUUUAGGGUCUCGUGUGAAGAUUGCUGCUAAAUAUCGUAAACUGUGACAAUGUAUACAAAUCGAGCCUUUGUAACAUGAACGACCUCCUCUAGGAAAUUCCUGAAACACAGAUUAAAGGUCAAGUCCACCCCAGAAAGAUGUUGAUUUGAAUAAAUAGAGAAAUAUCAAACUAGCAUAAUGCUGAAAAUUUCUUCAAAAUCGGAUGUAAAAUAAGAAGUUAUGACAUUUUAAAGUUUCGCUUAUUUUUCAUAAAACAGUUAUAUACACAAAUCGGUGACAUGCAAAUGUGACAGUUGAUGAUGCCCCUUACUAUUUAUUUUGUUUUUUAUUAUUUGAAUUAAAUAAUAUUUCUAUUUUUACAGAUUUGACAAUAAGGAUAAAACUGACUGAACCAUAUGGUAUUAACACGAUGCUAAUUCCACUUGUUCAGGGAGGAAAUAAUCUUUGUUUCACUUGACAAUGAGGAGAAAAUAAGAAUAUUUCAUAUAAUGAAAUACAAAAGAAAUAGUGAGUGGAUGACAUCAUUCUCCUCAUUUGCAUACCGACCAGGUUGUGCAUUAAACUUUUUUGUGAAAUUGAGCGUUACUUUAAAAUGUCAUAACUUUUUUUAUUUUACAUCUGAUUUUGAUGAAAUUUUCAAAGUUAUUCUUGUUGGGUUUUCUCUUUUUAUUCAAAUCAACUUUUUGUUGGGGUGGACUAGUCCUUUAAAGUAAUGAACUUGGGAGAUAAUCUCAGUCACACAUUUUCUGUACCUGAAGUACAUUUUGUGAUUUUUUUUAAAAUCGACCCUUCGGAAAAGAAAAUCUGCAAACAGGCCGAUUUAAUGAUCGGUUGAUUAUAUUAUAUUGUCUGCUUUGUCAUAGGGUGUGUAGACCAGUUAAUUGAGCAAUGAAAUUUAUGGUACUUAAAAUAAAGUGUUAUAGCAGUAAGGGAUUAAGCUAUAAUUCUUAAUGUACACUUGCAGUGUUCAGGGUAUAUUCGAGCAUUUCUUUUUCUAAAAUAAUACAUUAGCCCCCUGCUUCAGUAUGUCAGUUGCUUGUGAAUAUGUUUUUAUUUCUUCUAUAAUUUACAUACAAUUCCAUUCUUUUAUCUUUAUCUCACAAAUCAUUUUCUCUUCUUUUUCUCUAUUUAGAAAAGAUUCCUCAUUCCAUGUUAUUAUUAUUUUUUUUUGUUAAUACAUGUCAUAUUGUGCAGCAAGUUAGCUUUCAAUACAGAGUCUGUAAUUUUUAAUUAAAAAUAAUUGAAUUUGAUAAUAUCCUGAAGGUAUCCAUAUAGAUGUUGAUGAUUAUUAUUAUUUGUUUGGUGUCACCUGUGCCUGGGAGGCGAAAAGCGAACUGAAUCACUAUGACCCACAUGUCUCUCUUCCCGAUAUAACUGAUUGGGUGGAGUGCAGGUUGACCACUACACCGGGUUUCCCCCUACUCUUAUACGAAUAGUGCAGUGGGUUCUUAACGUGCAAAGGUGAUGACUCUCCUCUACACGGGACCUCCAUUUAACGUCCUAUCCGAGGGACGGAGUGUUUUCCACUGUAACAACCUGCAUCUAUGGAACAGUCUCCAGUCAUCCGACGGGGUUGGACUCGAACACAUGACCUUUGGUUCGACAGGCAGACGCUUUGUUAUAAAACAAAGCUCUUUUUAAACUUAAAUUUUGUUAGGUCUUUGUCCUUAAUUGGUACACCUUUUUUCGGUAGGCUAUCACUCAUUGAAUUAAAUUGAAAAAAUCCUGGAUUGAAAAUGAGCUAAUUGUGUUAUCAAUUUGGUUUUAAAAAAUUUAUUUCACAAAUAGAAGGGAUAUGCAUUACAUUUUUGCCAGUCCUGAUUACCGGUAUCUGUCAUAUUAGGGAUUGUUGAAAGAAUAUAUACUUACGAGAAUUUCUAUUUGAAAUGAAAUUUCUUGGAUUUGCCUGUAAAUAUGAUUGAAAACUAUGGCAGUUAAUGUGAACUAGAGGAGUAUUGAUGAGUAAAAGGUAAAUGAAAUAUUUUAAAUUAUAUACUCUGAUUAUUCUGAGGAGAGAAUUAAAUUUGUCUAGGCUAUAUAUUCUUGGUUAUUAUUGAUUUGGAAUAGAUUUUAAUAUGAAUGUAUAUAGUGUAAAGUAGCAAUCAAUUGUAAAUUUACAUGUUCAUAUCUUCUAGUUUGGUAGGGCUAAUUGAUAUGGAGGACUAUUUAUAUGUAGAUCUCUGUUGCCUUAAUACAAAGAAAGUACAUUGUUUUAUUUGUCCAGUUGCAUGCCGAAAGAGUUGAUUUUUUUCUUUUCUUUUCUUAAAGACUUGGAAAUGUUGUAUUGUAACUGUUUGUUUCCAAUCAAUAAAUUGUUAGUAAAAAUGCAAA
Messenger RNA from Lytechinus pictus (painted urchin), 7748 nucleotides. RefSeq names its product peregrin-like. The coding region runs from base 536 to 4453 and encodes 1305 amino acids. Gene Ontology annotation, molecular function: protein binding. The record is from RefSeq and is a predicted model, not a curated record. Gene Ontology annotation, biological process: regulation of transcription by RNA polymerase II. Gene Ontology annotation, cellular component: MOZ/MORF histone acetyltransferase complex. The transcript has 12 exons. Lineage: Eukaryota; Metazoa; Echinodermata; Echinoidea; Temnopleuroida; Toxopneustidae.